Molecule: messenger RNA, 5689 nt
Organism: Poecilia reticulata (guppy)
Lineage: Eukaryota; Metazoa; Chordata; Actinopteri; Cyprinodontiformes; Poeciliidae
Source: RefSeq, a predicted model, not a curated record
GUGGGCGAAUCCUAUGCGCGAGUCUUCCGUCAAAGCGGAUUGGGUGCAGACAGACAGAAGGAAGGAGGCGGCAAACUCUUUAUAAUCUUUGCUCUAGUAUCCUGUCAUUUGCUGGUGUCUGCACUUGGAGGAAAAAUUUAGCGGCCUAAAAAAAGAUAAUAAAAAAAAAAAAAAAGAAAGCAGCAGAAUGUUCUGUACAGGCUUUGAAGCGGUCGGUGUGCCUCACACAGCGCAGGCGACACAUUGGUUGCGGCGGUAGCUGGAGACGAACCAUUUGAAAGAAAACGUAAAGAGAGUCGCUAGUACUGGCGCAGUUACUGUGUGUGUGCUUCCCUGAACCUCCUACACACAUCUACAUCUCUGACUUCCCUGUUAGAUUUCCUGGCUCGUCGUUGCAGCUGAUUGAGUUACACAUCUUUCCAUCAAAAUCCCCCUACAGCAAGUUUCAGCUCCCUGGAGCAAAGAAAUGAGCAGUGAAGGUGGGGAAAGGGGGGGAUUCUAGGGCUCUAGCUUAUUGGAAGCCACCAUAGUUUCAGUUUAACAAGUGGGCGGCAACCAGGUUGUUGUGUGUGUGCGUGCACUUCGUUGACCCCGGUGUUGAGAUACAUGAGGAUCAUGAAACAUUAUCACUGAACUCGCCACGCAGGACGAAGAGGAAUGCAGCCGCGUUCUGAAGCGGUGCUUGCGAACAAAGAGGCGACAUUAUGUGCAAAAAGUGCUGCCUCACAAAAGAGGCCUCACAAAGCCUGAAACAAGCCCCCACACCCCUUAUCCCCCACGCAUCCAUCUGUCUGCUUCACUUCCUAUUAGUCAGGCCUAACCAGUAGCUCCUGGCACAUGGAGAGCGUAGCUGCUCAUGCCUGAAAACUGCAGAGCUUUGAAAGAGAUGUUUAUGUUCCCUAAACUGGGUCAAAAUUGGGCAUACAAGCUGAGAUACACCACAGUCCCACUUCUAUAUCCAAAGAUCCAGUUUGCAGACCAGAAACAGGAGUUCAACAAGCGCCCGUCUAAGAUCGGCCGGCGCUCUCUGUCCCGCUCCAUCUCCCAGUCCUCCACAGACAGCUACAGCUCAGCGGCGUCGUACACCGACAGCUCCGACGAUGAGACCUCACCCCGGGACAAACAGCAGAAGAACUCCAAAGGCAACGGAGAUUUCUGCAUCAAAAACAUCAAGCAGGCCGACUUCGGGCGCAGAGAGAUCGAGAUCGCAGAGCAAGAGAUGCCAGCACUGAUGGCGCUGAGGAAGCGAGCUCAGGGGGAGAAACCCCUCGCCGGUGCCAAGGUGGUGGGCUGCACGCACAUCACCGCGCAGACCGCCGUGCUGAUGGAGACUCUGGCAGCUCUGGGCGCUCAGUGCAGGUGGGCAGCCUGCAACAUCUACUCCACCCAGAACGAAGUGGCUGCAGCUCUGGCAGAAGGAGGUUUCAGUGUGUUCGCCUGGAAGGGUGAGUCAGAGGACGACUUCUGGUGGUGCAUCGACCGCUGCGUCAACGUGGAAGGCUGGCAACCCAACAUGAUCCUGGAUGACGGCGGAGACCUGACGCACUGGAUUUAUAAAAAGUACCCCAACAUGUUCAAGAAGAUCAAGGGCAUCGUAGAGGAGAGCGUUACUGGCGUCCACAGGUUGUACCAACUGUCCAAGGCGGGGAAGCUGUGUGUUCCAGCCAUGAACGUCAACGACUCCGUUACCAAGCAAAAGUUUGACAACCUUUACUGCUGCAGAGAAUCCAUCUUAGAUGGCUUGAAGAGGACCACUGACGUGAUGUUUGGAGGCAAACAGGUGGUGGUGUGUGGAUACGGAGAGGUUGGAAAAGGUUGCUGCGCUGCCCUCAAAGCCAUGGGCUCCAUCGUCUACGUCACAGAGAUCGACCCCAUCUGCGCCUUGCAGGCCUGCAUGGAUGGCUUCAGGCUGGUGAAACUCAACGAAGUCAUCAGACAAGUGGACAUCGUCAUCACCUGCACAGGUAAUAAGAACGUUGUGGUGAGAGAGCACCUGGACCGCAUGAAGAACGGCUGCAUUGUCUGCAACAUGGGGCACUCCAACACCGAGAUCGAUGUGGCCAGCCUGCGGACUCCUGAACUAACCUGGGAGAGGGUUCGCUCACAGGUGGACCACAUCAUCUGGCCGGAUGCCAAGAGGAUAGUCCUGCUGGCAGAGGGCCGUCUCCUGAACCUCAGCUGCUCCACUGUGCCCACGUUUGUGCUCUCCAUCACUGCCACAACCCAGGCUCUGGCCCUGAUAGAGCUCUACAACGCCCCCGAGGGACGGUACAAGCAGGAUGUUUAUCUGCUGCCCAAGAAAAUGGAUGAGUAUGUGGCCAGCCUACAUCUCCCGACAUUUGACGCGCAUCUCACAGAGUUGACUGAUGAGCAGGCCAAGUACCUGGGCUUGAACAAGAACGGGCCCUUUAAGCCAAACUACUAUAGGUAUUAAACCAUUGAGUUGAAUGAGGAAAUAUCAGUUCUCCAUGAAUUGCACGGACUCACAGAGGGAGAAGAGGAGAUCGGGGGGUGAUAGAAGGAUAGGCGGCAUAGUCAAAACACCUGCUUUACAUCUGGAGCAAAGGAGGGGCCCUAACUUUUCCUGUUUCCUGCUUUUUUUUAUUCCCACACGCCCACAGUAAUAAUCGUAUUAAUAAAAUAAAAAAAUAAAUCACUCAUCUCUGGAACCAUUCUCACCUCUCGCUCCUCGUCGAACAAGUCCUUUUAUUUUCUCCGCCAUCUCUCUUUAGAUGCGUCAAGUUGUUCGUUAGUCCUCUUUCCUCCCUCCACGGCGCCAGAGUUUUGAUUCUUUAUCUCCUUAAAAAGAUGAAACACACUCUGUAAGCAAAAUUUGAUUGUUUUCUUUAUUAUUUUUUUUAAUAGGUGUGCAGCUGAAGAUUUAGUCAUGGACAAUUCUUCCCUUUUUUUCAGUUUUUUUUUUUCCUCUUGUUUUCUACCUUUUGAUUUUCAACAAAACAAAACAAAAAUAGGGUGGGUUGCAGAUCUUGUGUGAGGGCCUCAGGGGUCCAAUCAUAUCUUGUAUUUUAAUGCUUUUUUUUCCUUUUUUUUUUUGUUUUGUUUUUUUAAACAUGACUGGAUGUCGACUUGCUCUCCUCACCCGUCUCUUGAAACCCACAGUGAAACCAUCUCAUUGGCUGCUUUUGGUCUCCAGCUGCUCAAAACACACCAGUGUUGAAGUCACAAGUAUUUAAUCAUUUUCUUUUGUUUCUUCUUCUUCCUUUUCUUUAACAGGAAUACUGUAGUAGAAGCAUGGCAGAUUGUCUAAUCAUUACAAAGGUAUACUGUAUAUUUAGAUAUUUAUAUAGAAUUUAAGAUUUUUCUAUCUUUCCAUCUAAUAUUUCAUUUUUGACCGAAUCGUCGUGUCGCACAGAGAAGCAACUAAAUGUUCUAAUCAUCUGUAAUAAAUGUACUCAAACCCUCAUUCUGAAUACUGUGACAGAGUAUUUACAUAGCAUGAAGCAGUUUGUUGCAGGUACUCCAUCAAAAGUAUGGUGCUUCUUUUUAAUUUUAAUUUUUAAUUUUUUUUUUUUGUACUUGCCAUACAACAACAUCAACAGGUUAAGGGUACUGAAAUGUGUCAAUUACUCGCCAACUUUCUGACCGAUGAUUGUUUUUAUCCUAAUCACAGAAGCACAUUCAUCUUCAUGUUUGGAGAUCAGAUUUUGCGAUGACUUUCCAUCCACUAUUGAAGAAUUAUUUUCUUUUAUAAUUGUGUAAUAAGAUGCAAUCGCUAUUAACAUCUCAUCUGCACAAUCUUCAAAGCUUAACCAGAUGUAAACCCAAGCCAGUGUCGCUAUACUAUAUAUUUUAAAAAAUCUAUCAUGCUUCCCCUCCAGAUUUUUUGACACCCCAAGUAAAGCUACAACCUAAAGCCUUAAAUUAAUCUUUCUUUUUUUUUUAAUUGUCCCUUGAUCAGUGUUUACGACUUCCUGUUCCGCUGCUGUAUAACAAUGAUAAAGCACAGAUGACCAUUUCCAGUUUCCUGUGAACAUUUCCACAUCUUCUUCCAUGACGCAACAGAUUGAAAGCUAGAAAUGCAUUCGUACUUCCUGUUAUCUUCUGUAAUUUGUACUCUUUUGCAGCCUAAAUUAAGAGCAGACAUCUUUCUUUCUAAGGAGCUUCUUGCGUUUUUUUUUUGCAUCUCCCAACUUCAUUUGAAACACUUGCACUGAAACUAAUCUUCUUUCUGUAACAACUUCAACACCCGAAGACUGUUGUCAACUUGCAAUAAUAGCAUGUUGCGUUUGUUGGUCAGGUUAAUGAUUGGAUUUUUGAGUUUCUGACCACCAAAGUUGAAUCCAGUCGUUCUGAAAAUUUGUUGGUUUCUAAUCAACAGCCAGUUUGUCUGCAUCUCAAGUGAACAUCAGCGCAUUUAGUGAGUUGGAAGCAGAUGCGAUGUCACACUGUGCGAGUUAAUGCAAAGUAGCUUCAAAAAGUACUACAUUCUUAAAGUUUUUAAAUGCAUAUUUUUGGAGUUAAAUCAGUGAAUUAAAAUGAAUAAUUUUGUCUCCAUAUGCAUUAAAGAAUGUAUUCCCUUACCUUUAGUCUAAAAUUUCACAAAUCCACUAUAAUGGCAGAAAUUGACUGUUUGAAAGGAUAAAACAGAAAUGGUACCAUAUUUGGUUUAGCCUUCCCGUUAUCCACUUUAAGUCUCUCUUGCUCUCAACCUGAAUAAAUUUAGAUGCAUCUCCUUUUCAGGAACUCUUUACACCCCACUCACAUUGAAAACGCCUAACUUUCAACGUCCCUCCUUCAGUAACGACUUCUGCACCGAAGGGUGUUGCCGUUACCACAACUUGCACUCAACAUGCUGUACGAUAUGCAAACGCCGUGAGGUCAGCACGGCUGACCUUAGGCUUUUUGUUUGCGUCUUUACCCGGGGUGUCAAUACUUUGUAUAGAACCACAAUCAGCCGAUGUUUAUCCCGAUCAGAAAGCAUUUCAUACUGUGAUGCGCAUUUCAAGCUUGUUUUUCCAAUUCUGCGUUUGAACGAGAUUUUUUUUUUAUUUUUUUUUUUAUAUAUAAUUUUUCACCUGUCUACAAUUAAUCUCGUUGAUAUAAAAAAAAAGAGUUGAAUAGUGGCCCAAAAGAAGUGUGUAAUAUAAAAAUCUGUGAUGCCACCUUAAAGCAAAACUCCUCCAUUCUGUGUCGCAGUCGGUGUCUGUGCGUCCUUGUCUCCUUGUGCUGUUGAAUCUCCACACAGGAUUGUGUGACCCAUUGUCUUAAGGCCUAUCCCCCCGCCCCCCUUUAAUUCUGUGAAUAUGUGCUUAUGAAUGAUGUGUGCGCGCGCGUGUGGGUGUGUGUUUGUCCAUAUCUUUUAUGUUUUUAUUUCUGUCUCGCAGGCCGUAGUUACUUUUUAACAGCUGCCUCAGGAUCCUGACCUGCGGGUUUAGGGAGGAGAACUGUUUUAAUAUACGGUUAACUAGACGAGGGAAGACACCAGCAUUGUUUAUGUAUAUACAAACUAUAUACAGAUCUGACAAAAAAUGUAGGUGUAUAGGAAGGUGUAAAGAAGUCUCCUGUAUUUAUUGAUGUAAAUCCUCAUACAGUACAAACUGGCUAAAUUCUCAGUCAUGCUUUAAGUUGUUGAAAACAAAAAAAUAAAUAAAUAAAAAAUCUGAAGUGAUCAUGUUAGAAGAUGAGCAAUAAUCUGUAAUAUUAAUGAAUAAAACUGUAAAAAGUGGAA